UUCCUUAACACAGCUUCGUUUCUCCAUGCCCCGUGGUUCUUCUUCUUCCUCUUCCUCUUCCUCUUCCAUGGAGGUAGGUGCCGCUUCGAAUCUUCUCUCUCUCUCGUGGAGGAUGCAGUUCAAGCUAUUCAUGAGCAAGUGGAUGAACAAUCACUUUCUCCGGAAUUGUCUGAUGUUUAUGAUGUUUUCGGUGAUCCAGAAAUAUUUCCUCGGGUGGGUGAGAAGUACCAGGUUGAAAUUCCACCUUUAACUUCAAAAUCUGACCAUUCUUGGUUUCAAAGGAAGAUACCUAAGAAAGAAGGCGGUAGUCUCAAUAAGUAUCUAGUAGGAUUGCCCAUCCCCAUAAUUUGGAUCAAGGAUGAAGUGGAGAGCAAUAAGCCUGAUCUGCUGAAAAAUGAGUGCAAGUUCAUUGGAGUUGCCAAUAAAAUUGAAUCUUCCGGAGGUGAAUGUAUCAAAGAGAUCCAAAUUGUUAAGAAGUUGAAUCCUAAUCUGGAAGCCAUUGACAGUACAUUGGUCAAUGGAGUGCAUUUGGGAGGAUUGGAAAAUUCAAAUGCACAGCAAGAAACAAAGAUUGGGAUGCAUGACAAGCUGAGAGGCGGAGGUGAUUGUCUGGUUCCCGGGUCUGCAAGUGACGCCUGGAAUGAAAUUGAAGAGGCGAGUUUCACCCUUGGCUUGUAUAUAUUUGGGAAGAACCUUGAUCAAGUGAAAAGAUUUAUUGGCAAUAAGAAGAUGGGGGAUGUACUGUUAUUCUAUUAUGGGAAAUUUUACAAGUCUGAAAAAUAUCAAAGAUGGUCUAGAUGUAGGAAAAUGAGAAGUAGAAAAUGCAUUUUUGGGCAAAAGAUUUUCACAGGACCAAGGCAACAAGAGCUUUUGUCACGUUUACUACCGAAUGUAUCAGAGGAAUGCCGAAGUAGAUUACUUGAGGUGUCCAAGACAUUUGUAGAGGGGAAAAUACUUCUAGAAGAUUAUGUUUCGAUUUUGAAGGCUUCAGUGGGGCUCAAAGCACUUGUUGAGGGAGUAGGAGUUGGUAAAGGGAAAGAAGAUCUUACCGGUCUCACUGCAGAUUCUGUGAAACCCACUCAAACACUUCCUGUUCACCCAGAAAUACCAGCGGGCAAAGCAUGUUCAAUGCUGACACAUUCAGAAAUAAUAAGCUUUCUAACUGGUAAUUUCAGAUUAAGCAAAGCUCGGACGAGUGAUCUCUUCUGGGAAGCUGUUUGGCCUCGUUUACUUGCCAGAGGUUGGCACUCUGAGCAGCCAGGUGGUUCUAAUUAUGCUUAUGCUUCUAAGAAUCCUCUGGUCUUCCUUGUCCCUGGUGUCAAAAAGUUUUCAAGGAAGCUAGUGAAGGGGAAUCACUAUUAUGAUUCUGUAAGUGAUGUCCUCGGUAAAGUCGCAUCUGAUCCUGAGCUAAUUGAGCUGGAGACAAUUGCAGAUAAUGAUUGCACAGGCAAGGAAGGAAAUGGGUGCACAAAAGAUACAAAGCCGGACCAUGAAAAUUCCCCUGAUAGGCCGCGCCAUUGCUAUCUCAAGGUAAAAACUCCAAAUCGCAUUGCAGAUGGAAUGAAAUUCACUGUUGUAGACACAAGUCUGGCCAGUGAAAAGAUGACAAAGGUGAGAGAACUGAGAAGCUUACCAUUUGGAGUUUUAAAAGCUUCUAUUUUUGAAAGUGAUUCAGAUGAUGAGAACACAUCAGAGGAGGAAACAAAUGAACCUGAGUCUGUCAAUACCGCAUGCUUUGAUAGGGGCAAGAAUGAUUCCCCUAAAGCCAGUAAAUGCAACAUUGGUAAGGGUGUCUCUUCAAACUUAAAUGAUUUAGAAAAAAAACCUUCAAAAGAGGAGUUUCCAUGGAGCAAUGGAGGUUCUAAUAGCCUAUCUACUAACUCCAUUGAUCAGAAGACAGAUUUGUUGAGUAUCAAAGUGAGAAGAGAUAGGAUGAAGUGCCAACCACUCCAGAAAAUGGCAUCUGAUAACAAAAAUGAUCCAUUCCCUGUUACGAAAAGGCGGAGGAGAGUAGCUUCCUGCAGCCGUGCCAAGAAAAUUAGCAACACGGCUAAUUUCAUCGCGGUUCCUAGAGUAAAACAAGAAGAGAUUUGCACCAGAGUAAAGCAAGAGAUCAGUUUAUGUCCAAAUCUGGACAAUUCAAAAUAUAGUGAGAAUGCAACUGCUAACUUCUUUGUGGCUCCCAGAGUAAAACAAGAGAAGGCCUGUUACAUCCCUUACAGUUCAAAAUCUAGUGAGAGUGCUCUAUCGCGGGAAGUUCCAUCUCAGGAGAACAAGACAUUAGCAGAUCCUCUGCCAAAUCCAAGCUUAAUCACCAACAGAGAAGUUGUUCCUGAUACUAGUUCUUUCGCCACAAAGGAUCAGCAUGAGAAGCCGCAGCUGCGGACUAUGAUUGACCUUAACUUACCUGUUUCACCAGAAGUUGAUGCUGACGAACCUUUAGUGAACGAAGUAACACAAGGUAACACAAGCAAGGAAUCAGAUGAGCUCAGAGGAGGAAUAACCUCCACACCUGUGGAUAGCUCUGAGCAUCAGACUGAUACGCAUGCUCGGAGGCAGGGUACAAGAAACCGCCCACCGACAACAAAAGUGCUGGAAGCUUUUGCAUUUGGAUAUCUAGACAAAAAGGAGAAGCGCAAGCGUAAAGAUAUCCAGGACAGUUCGGUUUCAAGACCUUCCCGGCGCAAAUGUCGUAAGGAGGUGGUAGGUUCUUCUAGUGAUUGUGCAGGUUUUGAAAAAGAGGAAACAAGAAAUGUUUGUAAUGGCAAUGGUAAUGGUAGCACCGGCAGCAACAGUGAUGUGAUACAAACAGACUUCAAGUGUAAUGAAGGAUGAAAGGAACCAAGUUUUCAAGUUCAGUUCUGGACUCAGGAUGGGAAUGAUCUAUGCUGUUGAUGAUUGAUUAACUGGUCUUUCACUCAUUGAACUAGUACAGCGCAUAAGAGAUAUUUGAUAGUUGAUACAAAAUUUGAAGGAAGGUUUAUACUCUAGAGUCUAGUCUUUCCAAGAGAAUGCAUGGUUGUAAAUCUGAACACAGAAAUCCCUUUAGUCUUCUCAGCUUUGCACUCAAUAGAAUGUGAGGAAACUUCCUAGUCUUCUGGAAUUGAAGUUUAAGGCUAUCUCAUGUCCUAGUAGCAGUGUCAAUCUCAAACAAGGUUUUAGACACAGCUAGCCAAUGCACAUUAUUACUCUAGUUUGCUUCUUUUUUUAAUCAUUAUCAGAUGUUUGACCUCAUCAAUUCUGCUAGAUGAUGAGAGUUAAGGAAAAAUUAACAUUACAGUAGGCUUUUCCCCUGUCUGGGUGUGUCCUCCUGGUUGAUGACUCCAGAUAUUCGUUAUACAUGCAUAUAUCAAGUGAUUUUCAUUCAUAA
Lotus japonicus is the source of this 3370-nucleotide messenger RNA. RefSeq lists its product as uncharacterized. The annotation marks the transcript as partial. Gene Ontology annotation, cellular component: nucleus. Gene Ontology annotation, molecular function: transcription corepressor activity. Lineage: Eukaryota; Viridiplantae; Streptophyta; Magnoliopsida; Fabales; Fabaceae. The record is from RefSeq and is a predicted model, not a curated record. The transcript has 4 exons.